This is a messenger RNA of Gossypium raimondii (Peruvian cotton), 987 nucleotides long. RefSeq names its product AT-hook motif nuclear-localized protein 17. NCBI's taxonomy places the organism in Eukaryota, Viridiplantae, Streptophyta, Magnoliopsida, Malvales, Malvaceae. Gene Ontology annotation, molecular function: DNA-binding transcription factor activity; minor groove of adenine-thymine-rich DNA binding. Gene Ontology annotation, cellular component: nucleus. The transcript has a single exon. The coding region runs from base 1 to 987 and encodes 328 amino acids. The record is from RefSeq and is a predicted model, not a curated record.
AUGGCGGAUAUGAUUGGAGUUAUCUCUCUUUCUCAAGCCCCUAACUACUCUUCCGACGAUGAUUCCUCGUCGGAAAACGCCCCUUUGAGCGGAGGAUCUGUCUCCGGCUACGUUGGAGUCAAUGGCAGUGGUGGUGAUGGUAGUGGGUCUUCCAAGUCUAAGACUCCUACUGCAAUGGUCAUUGAUGAUCACCACCCUCAGCCAAGGGCUCCGUCAUCGGGAGCCACCGCUAGGAAGCCAAGAGGAAGACCUGUUGGAUCCAGAAACAGGCCCAAACCAGCGGCUGUUACUGCUAGGGACGGUGGUUCAUCUGUGGUGCAGCCUGCGGUCUUGGAGAUCACUGCUGGUGCUGAUAUUAUCGAAACUAUUAUCAGCUUUGCUCGAAGGAACCGUGUCGGCGUUUCUGUUGUUAGCGCCACUGGUUCCGUCAUGAACGUCACGCUCCGUCAUCCUCUUUUUAACGCGCCGUCUUUCUCACUUCAUGGAUCUUAUGGAUUACUCGCUAUGUCUGGCUCUUUCAUGGCCUUUAACGGUGCUCCUUCGUCUUCCAACAGGACACCACAAUCAACUUUUGGUGUAACUCUUGCAGGUACCCAAGGUCAACUUUCUGGUGGGUUAGUGUGGGGGAGGCUGAUGGUGGCGACGGAGGCGACUGUGGUGUUGAACACUUUCGUCAACCCUGCUCUUCAUAGGCAACUCCCAUUUGAAGUUGAAGAUCGUCGUCAUCAAGACAUGAUCAUGCCUAGUCUUCGUGGUAACAAUGGUGCCGUACUCGGCGGCUUAAGCAGCUUAGGUGGCAGUCACGGUGUCGGAGUCGGCUCCGGCCUAGGUGGCGGUGGCGGCCUCGGCCUCCGCGGUUCUGUUGGUGGUGGUGCAAAUGGGUUCCGCCCUGCUUAUGGCGUUGCAGCAGUACCCCUUCCAAUGAAUGGCCAGAGCCAGAUGUCUUCUGAUGUUUUGCAAUGGGGUCCUUCCCCACGUCCUUACUGA